Messenger RNA from Paraglomus occultum, 1503 nucleotides. The record is from the annotation of a GenBank genome assembly. Lineage: Eukaryota; Fungi; Glomeromycota; Glomeromycetes; Paraglomerales; Paraglomeraceae.
AUGGCUACAUUGAAGGAGAAACUUGAACAGCUGGAAGCGGCUAAACACCUUCUCGUUGCUAAGCAUAAGGAACCUGACUAUCUUGACAUUAUGGAUGAAAUAUCAAGUCCUUCGAAAUGGGCAAGAGAAUGGAUUAAAGAUAGUAAACAAAAGAAUGGACGUCUAUUCCGCAAUCACCGACCCGCUAAUGCUUCCGACAUUCCGAUUCAAUUUUACCAUCGAAUAUUUGAAACAUUUAUCAACUUGUACAGGAUUGCCAAAUAUCAGAGAGGAAACGUGAACUUGUACUUGAACUGGCAUCUGUCAUGUCCGGUACAUUUUCAGAUGAAAACCAUAGGGCAAAUGCUUUCAGAUGCUGGCUCGAGCUAUUUUUUGAUAAAUGAAAUAGAGAUACGCCCAGAAGAAGCGAACAUAGGCUGCCAAAGUUCACGGACUGGUGAACGAAGGACAGAUGGAAGUAUAUAUCCAAAGAUCGGUCGAGAUAGAGUUCUUUUGGUAAACUUAGAAGUUAAACCUGAGCCUGGUACGAACGGUGAUUCUUACAUCCAGAACAGUGCCUACUAUAAAGAGUUUGUAAUCAAGUCUCGUAAGGAGAAAUCUGAGUUUUAUAACAAGACCUGUUUGCCCGCUUUCCUUAUCAAUCUAGAUGGACCAUAUUUAUCGAUAUCUGGUGCUGUCAGUGUCCCGUUCAUGGUCUGGGAUCGUCUUACAGACAUCUUUCCACUGGAUAUGGUUACUUAUGAUCAUACUAAAGCGGAUUAUAUUGCAAGAAUAUUACUAGCUCUAAAAAACUCCAUGGAUAUAUUGAGAAAGUACUAUACUUCUGUCCGUGAGUCAAGAGAAAUCUCAACUGAACCUUUGCAAGAUAAUCGUUGGUUUCCGUGCAUUAAUAAGAUCGAUUUAGAAGAAGGAACGGCUACCAUUAAAUAUAAAGAAAGGCAUUCUAUAUAUCGGAGUUUAUGGAUUGUGGAAAUCCAGGCUAAAAAUAUGCAAGAGAAGGGCUUAGUCAAGUAUACACAAAAAUAUUUUAAAGAAGCACAUGAUAUGUGCUUCAAACUAGGCCUAGCACCCAAAUUAUGGGCAAUUAAUAACCUUCAACAACGUUGGCACAUUGUCUUCAUGGAAUAUCUGGAGGAAUAUCAACCACUACAUACUUACGAUUCAGAAUUAUUUUUCCAAACCAAAAAUAUAGUUAAAAAUGCUAUGAAGUUGUUUCAUGAUUCUGGUUAUGUACAUGGGGAUCUUCGUGAUGAAAAUAUCAUGAUCAAAUGUGAAAAUGGAAAAAUUGAUAUAAAGUUUGUUGAUUUUGAUUGGGCAGGAAGGGAAGGGGAGGCGAAGUAUCCUGAAAGUCUGAAUCCUACUAUUAAUUGGCAUCCAGACGCUGGCUGGCAUAAACUCAUUAAGAAGGAGCACGAUCAUCAUUUAGUUGAUAAUAUUUAUCUCAAUAUAAAACCUGACAAAUCCUCAAAAAAGCAACGGCGCCUCUCAGAAUGGAUGAAUUGA